This is a messenger RNA of Synchiropus splendidus (mandarinfish), 2705 nucleotides long. It is a transcript of the gene mdm2, whose product is annotated as MDM2 proto-oncogene. Gene Ontology annotation, molecular function: ubiquitin protein ligase activity; identical protein binding. Gene Ontology annotation, biological process: negative regulation of apoptotic process; regulation of cell cycle. Lineage: Eukaryota; Metazoa; Chordata; Actinopteri; Syngnathiformes; Callionymidae. Gene Ontology annotation, cellular component: nucleus. The record is from RefSeq and is a predicted model, not a curated record. Bases 447 to 1988 code for a protein of 513 amino acids. The transcript is spliced from 12 exons.
GAAAUGCAGAUUGCUGUUUGUCUCGUAAAGUUGUCUGGACUUGUCCUCUGCAUCCUAAAUACUGAUAUUUUUCACAACAGCCUCUGCCAAGGUCAGACACUGAAUAUGUGCUGUUUUACAUUAUACAACAUGCCUGACUUAAAUCAUACCAGAACAUAUAUAUUUUAAGGAAAUAUGAAAGAAGCUAAGUUGUCCCUGCCACCUUUGAGGCUUUGAGCGAGGGGCUAGUUGGUCAGCUCAUGGGAAUCCCAGUGUCAUGAGUGAAGUUGCCCUUGAGCAAGACAUUGAGCUUGUAAUGGCACAACUUGCCUUGUGGUGGCAGCUUUGGUCAUUUGGAGAUAAACUGCCUGUCAAAAGUAGUUAAUAAACUGGGACAAUUACCAUCAGCUGCUGCUGGUCUGGUUAUCUAGUUAUGACACGCCAAGUCAUGGUGGACUAGUCUUGACAUGUCUGUACAGGCACACGGAAAUUUGAAUAUUGUCACCAUGUCAGCCAGCCAAGACCUCAACACCAACACAUCUGACGACAACAAACUGGUCAGACCGAAACUUGAGUUCCACUCUCUACUACGACAUGCUGGAGCUACCAAAGAUGUUCUCACUAUGAAGGAGGUGAUGUUCUACCUGGGACGGUACAUCAUGCAGAAACAGCUGUAUGACCAGAAACAGCAGCAUAUGGUUUACUGUGCCCAGGAUGCACUCGGGCGGCUGUUAGGUGUGGAAAGUUUUUCUGUAAAAGACCCGAGUGCCCUGUUUGCCAUGAUCACCAAAAAUCUUGUUGCUGUGAAGAACCAUGAAGGGCCGCAAAGUUCCAGCCAACCGCUGAGCAGCAGCGCUCCAGAGCAGCUCACCGAGGAGACCGAUGACGAAAGACUCACAGCGUCGCCAGACACCAGACGAUGGGGAAGGAGGAGGAGGAGGAGCCACAGGAGUAGUGACCCAGGACCCUCUCAUACGACCCAGGACAAUGAGGUGAAUGAUGCAUCGGAGGAUGAGGAUCAUGAGGAGAGGAAGCGGAGGAGGUCGGACAGCUACUCGCUGACCUUUGACGACAGCUUGUCCUGGUGUGUGAUUGGUGGACUCGGCGGCGGACAGGACAGAGACAGCAGCCGCUCGUCCGACUCACACAGUGCAUCUGCGAGGUCAGAGGUCACCAGCGAAGCUUCAGACUCGGACAAUGAUAACUUCAGUGUUGAGUUUGAGGUUGAAUCCAUUGACUCAGAUGACUACGAUGAAGAUGAUGCUUCUCUGUCUGCAGAUGAUCAGGUGUACGAGGUGACCAUCUUCGAGGCUGAUGAUGACGACUCUUUCGAUGAGGACACAGAGAUUACAGAGGCUGAUUAUUGGCGUUGCACCAAGUGCGACGAGUUGAAUCCGCCUCUGCCCCGGAACUGUCUCCGCUGCUGGACCCUGCGACAGGAUUGGCUGCGCGAUGCCAAAAACCUCAGCGCCGCCAACCUCAAAGACCUGCCCCCCAAACCUGUGAGCUCAGCUGAAGUCUCUGCAGGUUCAGACAAUGAUGACGGCGUGGACGUCCCAGAUGGAAAAGGAUCCAAAACGCCAGCGGAUGACUCGGCCUCCUCUGCCCCAAACUCCCAGGACUUCCUCUCGUCCUCUCAGCCGUGUUCCUCGCAGGAGAAGCCUUGGAAUCCUGACUCUCAACCCUCGUCUUCCUGCUACUCCUCUGCAGACUCCCAAGAACUGGUCUCAUCUUCUCCUACCUCCUCCUCCUCACAUCCGGCUUCAUCGACUGCAGUCGCUGUGCCGGACAUGGAGCGCAGCAUAUCUGCGGAGUCCCGUCUGCCCGACUCUUGUCUGGACCCAUGUCUCAUUUGCCAAACCAGGCCAAAGAACGGCUGCAUUGUUCACGGACGUACAGGACACUUGAUGUCCUGCUAUGUUUGCGCCAAGAAGCUAAAGAAGAGGAACAAGCUGUGCCCGGUCUGCCGCCUGCCCAUUCAGUCGGUGGUUCUAACCUACUUAAGCUAAGAAUCUCCGAACCUCACUCCUCAUUCUUUGUUUACAAAAGCACAACUUAGUGACAGCCUCUUUUGUUCAACCCAAUCAAACAUGAGUUUCUGUCCCGGCGCACAUUUAUGAAUUCAGUCCUGUAAAACAUGAUUUGACAAAAAUACAUGUCUUUAUCUUAGGCUUCAUUUUGUAUUUACCCAAAUGAUAUGACAAAUAUUCAUUUAUCCAACUGAAAGUUAUACAAAUGACAUAGCUUUAAUAGUUGAUAUAACUAUAUUUACCAUCAAUAAUCACAAAGUUGCAACAUUUAAUUUAUCUUCUCACAAGUCUUGCCAAAUGCCUUGUCACCUCCUCGAUGAAACGUAGUUGCUCAACAUUAAUUUCCCUGUUGGAAUCCCCAUUCAUCUUGUGUGUUAUGUCUUUGCUCUUCAAUCUGGCUGCGUGUCAUUUCCAAUCUGCAAUCUGUUACGAAGAACAGCAACCGUCUUGAGAGAGAGAAAGUCACGUUGUUCCAAUCUAAUUUAUUUUUAUAUGCUUUUCUACAAAUGCUAUUUAACAGCUGUAAUUGGUAACAAAUUCCAGAGAGGAAAUGACUGCUUUUUGACGAUGUACCAUCAUUAUUUAUUUUUAAAGGCUCAGAUUUAUUUAAAAUGACACUUUGAAUGAGUAAAUAAGAAGAGAGAGGAUCUAUUGGUAUUUUUGGUGUUGUCUGAAGUGAUUAAAGUUCAAAAACUU